This is a messenger RNA of Dicentrarchus labrax (European seabass), 6243 nucleotides long. It is a transcript of the gene patz1, whose product is annotated as POZ/BTB and AT hook containing zinc finger 1. Bases 413 to 2749 code for a protein of 778 amino acids. Gene Ontology annotation, biological process: regulation of transcription by RNA polymerase II. Lineage: Eukaryota; Metazoa; Chordata; Actinopteri; Moronidae. Gene Ontology annotation, cellular component: nucleus. Gene Ontology annotation, molecular function: protein binding; DNA-binding transcription factor activity, RNA polymerase II-specific; RNA polymerase II cis-regulatory region sequence-specific DNA binding. The transcript is spliced from 6 exons. The record is from RefSeq and is a predicted model, not a curated record.
ACAUUUUGGCACAAAGACAUGAACGACCCCUGCGGAGGUAACGUUAGGGCUCGACGACUCUUUAAGUCACUGCAAUUACAAUGAGAGAGCCGUUAAAAUAAAAACAUACACAUUCAGCAUCAAACCCCUAGAUGACACAUUUUCUUUUUUUUUUUUUUUUUUUUACAAAACAAGAGCGACCCCCACCCCUCAAGAAAAACCAGGGUCAAAGUUCACAGGAAGCUGGGGGGCUGCCAUUUUUCCCUGCUGCUGCUACAGCUAACGUUAAACGUUAGAUGCUAAGACGACGGGGAGGGGCGGUUGGUUUUGGAUCCUGUAGCUAGCUGGUGUCAACGGCUCGAAUUCGUUACACAAAGUCCGUCAUUUCUCCGACCGUUGUCGCUAACAACCAUUGUUAUUGGAUGAAUUCGGCAUGGAGAAGGUAGCGGAGCCGUCUUGGACUUCUUCGUACACCUACCAGGUGAGCAAGCACAGUGCGGAGAUGCUACACAACCUCAACAUUCAGAGGAAAGAUGGAGGCAGGUUCUGCGAUGUGAUCCUGCGCGUCGGCGAGGAGAGCUUCCCUGCCCACAAAGCGGUGUUAGCGGCGUGCAGCGAGUAUUUCGAGUCGGUCUUCAGCCGCCAGACGGAGGGCGACGGCGACGCCAAGGAGCUGGAGAUGCACACCAUCAGCCCGAAAGUUUUUAAAGACGUAUUGGACUUCGCUUACACCUCCAGGAUUGUGGUGCGACUGGAGUGCUUCCCGGAGUUGAUGACAGCUGCCAAGUUUCUGCUGAUGCGGUCGGUCAUUGAGAUCUGUCAGGAGGUCAUCAAACAGUCCAACGUACAGAUCCUCGUACCCACCUCCCGCGGAGGAGACGCCAGCCUUUUCCAGGCCACGGGGGCCACGGAGCUGGGUUUCCCGGUGGCACAGCAGGAUCUGGUAAACGGAACGGGAAUGCUGGUGAACGGUCAGAGCUUUGCUAACAAUGCACAAAUGCAUGUGGAUGGUAGCGAAGAGCCCGCCGCCGUGUUAUUAGAGGACGGCGGAGAGUCGUCGGUGCCGAUGUUAGAGCCCGUCGAAGGACUGUCCGUUUCCCCCUCGACGGAAAUGCCGGGGAACGCGUUUCAACACGACGCUGGCUCCCCGGGGUCGAAACGGAGCAGGGGGAGACCAAAGAAAGCUGGCGGGGUAGUGGAGGCUAUACACUUUAAUCACAGCACCCAGAAAGACAAUGGGCUGUUUCCUUGCGGGACCUGCGGUAAAGCGUUUACAGAGGCUUCCCGCUUGAAGAACCACGAAGCUCAGCACGGAGCUCAGCACACCGGCGGUGUAAACAACGUCGGUGACAGCCUGUCAGCGGCGGGCGGCAUGUCUUUAAUGUCUCAGCCCGGUCUGGUGGAAAACGGCGUACAGUUACACGGAGGGCUGACGCUGGAUAACGGCCGAAAACGGGAGAGGACCAGGCGGCAUGUCGGCUGUGACAUUUGCGGCAAAGUUUUCCGCGACGUUUACCACCUGAACCGACACAAGCUCUCCCAUUCCGGGGAGAAACCGUACGCGUGCCAUGUGUGCGGGCUCCGGUUCAAACGCAAGGACAGGAUGUCGUACCAUGUGCGGUCCCAUGACGGGUCAGUCGGUAAACCUUAUGUGUGCCAAAGCUGUGGUAAAGGUUUUUCAAGACCAGACCACCUGAAUGGACAUAUCAAACAGGUUCACACAACAGAAAGACCCCACAAGUGCCAGAUUUGUAAUGCCUCUUUUGCUACAAGAGAUCGCCUCCGGUCACACCUUGCAUGCCAUGAGGACAAAAUCCCCUGCAAAGUUUGUGGCAAGUUUUUGCGAGCUGCCUACAUGACGGACCACCUCAAGAAACACAGUGAAGGAACGCAUAACUACUGCGGCAUUUGCAACAAAGGUUUCUCCACUGCGUCCUACCUUAAGGUGCAUAUAAAGACACACCAUGGCUCUCCACUGCCCCCCUCUGCCACAAUGCACACCUUCCCUGAGCCAAGGGGGGAACUGCAGAUGCACAAUGGCAACCCUUACCACAUGGGACGCCAGUGCUCAGUGGAAGACCUGUGUGCCAGUCGCCAGCUGCUUCUCACCUCGUCUGAGGCAGAGGGUCGCUUUCAUGGGCUCUCUGGACACCCAGUGCUUCCCCAGCCUGGCCCUCCUGCCUUGGGCCUGCAGCCUGAGCUGCUCAUGGGGAAGGCAGGUGGGGCUCCAUAUUUCUGGGAGUGUCGCUCUGGCGGGUUGCCUGGCUUCCCCGUCCAUGGGCCUGUCGCAGACGGGCAGGAAAACACCGGGAAAUGUCCUCAUCUGGAAUCAGAAGAAUCUGAUCCUUCAUUUGGGGAGUUGCCUAACGGUGAUGAGCUUAAAUCUCCACACAAGCCCGACGGGCCGGAGUUGGAAAUGCCCUCUUUAGCCUGCAACGGAGCCUCUGCGGGGGCCUUGGGGUCUCCAGAGGGAUCUAAAGCCAAGACGGACCCUGAGAAGAAGUUUACCUGUGCCAUCUGCGGUCAGGCCUUCCGCACCAAGUCCUACCUCAACAAGCACCAGCACAGAGUUCACAAAGCCCAGAAGGCUCAGGGGGUUUCAGGGUCAGGCUUAAACGAGCUGGGCCCCUCCCUGACCUCUCCCUUCUCCCCUCAACAAAACAUGUCUCUGCUCGAGUCAUUUGGCUUUCAGAUAGUCCAGUCUGCGUUCGCCUCUUCUCUGGUGGAUGCCGAGGCAGGUCAAAGUGGCAUCGACUUUGGAGGGAAGUGACAUAUUUGCUGAAGUUUUUUUUGCAAAGCCUCUUGUUCUUAGGACAAAGCCGGGUUGCCCACAGAAGAUGCUCUGUAUUUGGGAAUAACUUUGCCUCAAGACUACUUUUUUCCGUUUGUGACAUUGCUUAAUGUGUAUCCGAUAUUUUUGUCACAGACUGCCAUACGAUUCCUACUUUUUCUACUUUUUCAGAGUAUGAAAAGUGCGUGUACGGUGUUAAAUUUUCUUUUUAAAGAAACGACAUGAAGGUUUUAUGUCCUUUAUCUGAUGUGGAUCUGUUGAAGUUACGUUGGGUAUGUUUUUGCUUUGUUUUGGCUUAUGUGUUGUUGAACUUUCUUAGCUGCACAAAUCUUUGUUGACAUGAGACGAAUUAUUUACUGCAACCUUAAAAUAAGUAAUUACUUACUGUCUCUUCGUGAAUUCUGUAUUUAUGUUCUCUGCGUCUUUUUAAGAAGUUUUUCUUAAGGACAGAGAUUGGAAUUGGCCUCACUUUUGAUAGCAGAUUUUCUUUGAAUUUCUUAAUUGUUCCAAGAAACAUUCCUAACAGGCCCAUGGCAUAUCUCUCGACAUGUUUGUUACAAGCAAUUUUCUUCAGCUUCAUUCAGAAAAUGUCAGUUUGCUGGCCACUGAGCAGCAUUGAGAGCUGGCAAGGACCUUUAAUGAAUUACUAUUGACAGGAUUACAGUUAAAAUGUAUAGCAUCCACACUAAGCUCAUCUCGGACUGUAAAAGCAGGCAAAAAAUAAUUCAAUAAUAAAUAAUUAAGCUACCUCACAGAAGAAGAAACACCAGAGUGCUUUGGGUAUCAUAGCCGAUUUAAUUCUUGUGCUAACUUCGUUAGAUUUAAAGUUAUACCAAAUUCACAAAUGAAAGCCACUUUUCCUGUCAGGAAUUUUAAAAGCCCAUAAGCACUAUGCCGUUUUUAGUCAGGGUUUCUUUUCCUUUUUCAUAUCCGGGUCUUUAGAUAUGCCUGUCAUUCUGGUAGAAUUAUGUGUUUUUUCUAUUAUUUGAAUAAAGCCUUUGAGGAGUGUUAUGAUUCACCACGAACCUGAGCAGCUCUGAAUCUUAACCAGAGCGCAGAGUUGGUGUCCUGAUGUGAUCGCUGGAGGGAUGUGGUCUAAAUGAAGCAGAUCUACUGACAGCUCAUUUGGAUGUGUAAAGCCCAUUGUCAUAUUUUGAUUUGACAAUUUGUAAAAUGAAUUAUUAAUACGGAAAAAUCCAGAAGCAAGGAGAGGAAAGCCAUUUAUUAUUAUGAUCUAUACUGUGUACAGGAAUACGUUUUUUUUAAACUUUCCCAGGAUAAAAUGUUUAUAACCCGUAAAACUUGUCUUGAAACGUGCCUGGAGCUUGUUAGGAAUGAUUCCCCCCCACCACCACAAUGACAAGGUUUCAAAGUCUUGUUUGAUGGGUAUUAAAUCAUAUGUGUACAUUAAACAGGGACCAAGGUCAGGUAUAUUUUCAGUAUAUAUUUUGAGAAAUGUAGAUUAUAUUUUAUUAACUUAUUCAUGCCCUCGGUUUGGUGUACAGUUUUCUUUUUUCGUUUUUAAUUGUCAAACGAAAAUCUUGUGAUUUGCUAAUUUUUCACUCUAAAUUAUGUUAAAUGGAAAUGUGUGGUUAUUUGUGUGUGUGUGUGUGUGUGUGUGUGUGUGUGUGUGUGUGUGUGCGCGUGUUAGAAGGAGGAGUCACACCCUGAUCCCAUAGCCUCUGGACCGACCAAACGUGAUGCAACUUCUACAGAAUCAAGUCAUUAAUUCUCCGGUGUCUCUUCCUCUUCAUCACCUGCACUGCUUGUGUUGCUCAGCCACCUCCCGUCAGAUUGGCUUGUGCUGUUAGUAGAUCACAUGUCUUGUGUUUGCACUAAUGGUCGCUAGGUUGAGGCAUAAGCUGUCCAUCUUGGGCGUCUUACAGUGAAAAUGUGUUUCAUGUUGAAUCCGAGACAUUCCUGUGACGAGAACAAACUUAAUUGAAUGGUUCCUCGAACCGAUACGCUACGAGAGCCGUUCUGCUUUGCUUGGUUUGAUUCAGAUUCUCGCUCAACGUCCACUGUAAUGAAAAUAUGUAUAUGAUGCUGAAUUGGGUUUACAUCUUUAAAAAUGAGAACCAACAGGAUGUUAUUUAAUUAGAAUAAAUUGUGUGUGAACAUCCCUUUAAGUAAGGGUUUAUUUGGUUUUGGUUUUAACAAUCAAGAUUACAAAUGAAAUAGGCAAUCACUGUAAGUUACAGAAAAUCUGUGUUUAAACACUGCUGGCAUUUGUGAUAGAGAGCUCUGUACUAAAAUAAGUAUCCAAAGUGAAAUCUUUUAUCACCUUGACUUCUCAUGCAAUUAACACAUCUGAGAUGAACACCUUUCUCACAGGUCGGUGUUUUUUCUUGAGUUGUAAAAACUGUACCAUGAUGAAACAGUGAAGGGGCUCAGCAGUGUGUGUGUGUGCGCGCGUGGCUUCGGCUCUGUAAAAAGAGUGUGUAUACGUGUCUGUGUUUGAUCUGUGUUUCCUGCUUUUUUGUUUAAUUAUUAUUUGUGUGUCAUUUAGUCUGUUAAAUUCAGUACAUUCCUAUAUUAUUUAUGGUUAUUUUGUGAUUGUAACAAGUGUAUAUACCAUUCAUAUACACAUUCUAUAAAUAUAUAUAUAUAAAUAUAUAUGAACCAACCGAUAUGAUAAGUGUUUGUCAAUGGUGGUCCUGUACAUAUAUAGAUUUUUUUUGUUCUUCUCGUCUAUCAUGUGGAGGGAUGUUAAGUUAUGGCCAUUUGAUUGAAAGCGUAAACUGCAUGUUCCGGCAUGCGAGCUGAACUGGGGGACUGAAUGUCGAUCACUGGUUGGUGGCAGUAAUAGUUUCGCUGUUCGCCGUACUGUCACUCUGCUCUGGUAGCACUCACACUGCCAGCUGCACGACUCACGUCUCUGACCAAGGUUUUUUUGUCCUUUUUUGAUCCACUCUGCACUAGUAUUUACUUCUUUAAAAAGGUAAUAAGGGUUUGUUUUGUUAUCGAUUAUUUGAAAACAAACGGAAGUUGCUGUAAGGAAAAUAAUGAUCCUUUUUGUUUUGAUUGUUUUUCUUCACUGGGGGAUGUAUGAUUUUGUUUUCACUCAUGUUGGUACUCAAGUGUAAUGUUUCCAAGGAUUAUUUAGGCCCUAAAUGUUUGCUUUUCUGCUUUUGGUCUGUUGCAAAGUGCCUUCCAAAUACUGAUUGUGCACAGCAGUGGAUUAAAAAAGGUCCUCUUUUCUAAAGGUUAAGAAUUGUACAGAGUGACUUGCAUUGACACUUUUGUAUAAAAACACACAGAAAAUGUACAAUAUGUUAACUUGGUAUUUUAUCAUCGUACUCAACAAGAUUGCUCUUAAAACAUGUGAGCUACAUGUUUUGUUAUAACGUCUUUGGACAUAUUUCAAUAUAAGCAUACUUUUCUAUAGAUAUUUGUUUUUGUACUCUGUUAUUGAGUCUCAUCUCUCUUGUUGGUACAGAGAUGAGUGUCAAAUAAAUUGCAAUUGAAAAAUC